Molecule: messenger RNA, 1580 nt
Organism: Salmo salar (Atlantic salmon)
Lineage: Eukaryota; Metazoa; Chordata; Actinopteri; Salmoniformes; Salmonidae
Product: cyclin-dependent kinase 4
Biological process (GO): regulation of gene expression; signal transduction; protein phosphorylation
Cellular component (GO): cyclin-dependent protein kinase holoenzyme complex; nucleus; cytoplasm
Molecular function (GO): cyclin-dependent protein serine/threonine kinase activity; ATP binding; cyclin binding
Source: RefSeq, a predicted model, not a curated record
GGGUAAAUAGAUGUUUGGCUCCGCCUUGUAAGGCGACAGGAAGCGCCUCCACUACCAAGUGAUUUGCCAGUUUUAAGAAAAGUGAAGUAAGGCCGAAGUUAAAUCGAAGGAUUUGAUCGAAGACAUCCGAAAGUUUAGUGUGAAAUCUAUGUGCGACCUACCUCGAAUGUGGUUUGAUACUAAAGAACCAAGUGAAAAACAUGUUUUCGUUCAUGCACUAAAUGUAGCAGUAUAGCCAGUUAACGAAAACAUCAAGAAACGUGCCAGGCCAUGGCCCAGGGCAGUGAGGUCCAGUACGAGCCGGUGGCAGAGAUCGGAGGUGGUGCGUACGGGACGGUGUACAAAGCUCGGGACCUGGAGAGCGGGCAGUUUGUAGCUCUGAAGAGCGUUCGCGUCCAGACGGACCAAGAUGGCCUCCCCAUCUCCACAGUCAGAGAGGUGGCCCUGCUGAAGAGACUGGAGCAGUUUGACCAUCCCAACGUGGUCAAGCUCAUGGACGUAUGUGCCACCCUGAGGACGGAUCAGGAGACUAAAGUCACCCUGGUGUUUGAGCACGUGGACCAGGACCUUAAGACCUACCUAGAGAAGGCCCCUGCCCCAGGACUGCCCCCCAGCCGCAUCCAAGACCUGAUGCGUCAGUUGCUGUGUGGCCUGGCGUUCCUCCACUCGAACCGCGUGGUGCACCGGGACCUGAAGCCAGAGAACAUCCUGGUCACCAGCCGUGGUCAGGUGAAGCUGGCCGACUUUGGACUGGCAAGGAUCUACAGCUACCACAUGGCCCUCACUCCUGUGGUGGUGACUCUGUGGUACAGGCCUCCUGAGGUCUUGCUCCAGUCCACCUAUGCCACGCCUGUGGACAUCUGGAGCACGGGCUGCAUCUUUGCUGAGAUGUUCCGACGCAAACCAUUGUUCUGUGGAGACUCUGAAGUGGACCAACUGGGAAAGAUAUUCAAUGUGAUUGGCCUGCCACCUGAGGAGGAGUGGCCUGCUGAUGUCACCCUCUCACGACACAACUUCAGUCCUAUCAGCCCCCGCCCAAUCACCGACUACGCUCCAGAGAUCAAUAAACAGGGGACAGAGUUGCUGCUGAAAAUGCUAACUUUUGACCCUCUAAGAAGAAUCUCUGCACUGAAUGCUCUAGAACAUCCUUACUUCCAGGAGAAUGAGGAGGAAGUGACAAAUGGUUGAAAUGCAGUUAAUGACAUUUGUGUAAUUGUCAUUCAGUGCAUUUCAGGCCAGGUUCCUGUUGUGGGUCCUUUUUUUAUCUUACUACACACCCAGUGGACCACCUGGAGAAUGUAAGGAGAGAAGUGGGGUUUUAGGACCAAUAUGGAUAUGAACCUGAAGAGGGAUUGACUCGUUCAUUCCCCAAGUGAAAUGUGCACCCAUACAUGCAACACGGAAUAACUGUCCUGAGUCAUUAUUAUAGCUUAAUGUAUUUUUGUAAAUUCACACAUGAACACAGUAGCUAAGUGGCAUUUGUUGAACAGGUUUACAGGCCAAAUGUAUUUUUCUGUACCAAGCAUCCCUCCCAAUGUAUCAGUGUUGCAAAGACUAAUAAAGCUGCUCCAAUCAACUAA